ACAACAUCAAACAUCUCUCAUACCUCCGUCUUCGUAUCAUAACAGAGCGCUCACUGAUAACACCUUCGUCAUUUGCUUAUUGUUUCUCAUUAAUUCAUCAAGUUAUUAUGAAAGGUGGAAUUGAUUUACAUAACGAAAAAGCAAAUGAUUUAGAAACGUCAAUGGAACAAAUUGCAUUAGGAUUGGAUAUAACUUCUUUCCAUACAGUUAUUGGAUCUUCACUGUUACUUCCACGGUCUGAAAUGAUUAAUACACUUUUACAUAUAAUUAAAGAAUAUCCUAAGUUUACAAAAGUUGCAAGGACUGCCAUGAUUAACUUAUGCGAGUCUAUUGGUGAAACAGCAGAACAAAAGGAAAUAAAUGUUCUGCUCACCGGAUUGCUUUCUCCAGAACCAUUUGUUCGUCAUGCUUGUUUACAAGCAUUAGAUAAUUUGGACCUUACAGAUAUUGAUUUUUCGUGUGAACUAUGGAUAGGUUGUCAUGAUGAGGAUGAGCAUAACGCAAAGUUGGCAAUAGCCUUAUGGGAAUCCAAUGGAAUGGACGUUGAGCCGAGUUACAAUGUCGAAUUGUUGCCUUAUUUGAUUCAUGAAGAAAAAUAUGUCAGAGAGUGUGCUGCUAAAUCUAUCGGUAAUGCAUCAAAAUACUUCCCUGACUCGGUUGCAGACACGUUGUCACUAAUUUAUGAACAAUAUAAGGAAAAGGCAAAACCAGUUCAACCUGAGUAUGAUGAAUUUGGUAUUUUAAUACCUGAAUCUCUAAAUAAACAAGACCAAUGGGAAGCUCGUGUAGGAUUAGCACUUUCACUUGGUACACUAGCACAAAAUUUAAGACCAACAGACUUGAAACCUUUAUUUGAAUUCUUGAUAAAUGAUGAGGCAAUAGGUGAUAUUCAUGCGCAAGUUCGGCAAAAAUUGUUGGAG
Messenger RNA from Racocetra persica, 920 nucleotides. The record is from the annotation of a GenBank genome assembly. Lineage: Eukaryota; Fungi; Glomeromycota; Glomeromycetes; Diversisporales; Gigasporaceae.